AUGUGCGAUACUGAUGAAGAUGAUGAUCUUUCUUCUAGUCGAGAAAAAAAAAUAGAAAGACAAAAAAAAGAUGGCAUAUAUUGUUGGCAAGUGUCGACGGGUGUGUAUGUGUCUAGAUCAUCACCAUCAUCGUCGUCAUCAAACAAAUGUCAAUACUAUUUCGCUUUUGAUCAGAUCCAAAUCAUUAGCAGCAAUAAAAAAACCAUAAGGCUGAACAGUAACUAA
Messenger RNA from Adineta ricciae, 225 nucleotides. The record is from the annotation of a GenBank genome assembly. NCBI's taxonomy places the organism in Eukaryota, Metazoa, Rotifera, Eurotatoria, Adinetida, Adinetidae.